AUGGUGGCCCCAGAGGCACUUCAAGACAUAAACGGCUUCCACCUCAAGGAGGCUGGCUGGUGGCCCUUCAGCAGCUGUGGCUGGUUCUUUGCCUCACCCCGAGCAUGCUUGGAGGAUAUCGUCAAGGACGUGCGUGACGCAGCACACUUCACGGCUCAUGUGGCUGGAAUGAUUCACACCAGAUCGGCCAAAGCUUGGGCAGAACAGGCAGCCAGCCGCAGUGCAGAAGCCCUCGACCAGUCGCAGAAUGCCCUGCACGAAAUCACGCGCGUAGAGGCUUGGCAGAACUCUGCAGGACCCUGCGCGGGGGUUCUCCUCUUGAUGCCAAUGAGGGGCAUGGCGGUAGAUGUGCCGCUGCGCCGCAUGCCGGACUUUCUCUGA
Messenger RNA from Symbiodinium natans, 381 nucleotides. NCBI's taxonomy places the organism in Eukaryota, Dinophyceae, Suessiales, Symbiodiniaceae. The record is from the annotation of a GenBank genome assembly.